AUGUGGAACAUAUUUUCGAAUGAGGAUCUGUCACUACAUGUGGAAUCUGAAAAUAUAGAAAAUAAUAUAUCAACAGAAAAGGCAGUAGAAAGUGAAAACAAACAAAAUAUUUUGAUGAAAACAGACACACAUAGAUCUUGUAUAUAUGAAAAUAAUAUAAAAGAAAUAAGAAGAAAUAUUAGAAAAAAAUAUAGAAUAGUGCAAACUCAGUUGUUAAAGUUGGCAAAAAUUGCUAAACAAUUUCCAGAAAUUGAAGAUGAAGAAAAUGUUAACUCAAAUAAAAAUACUAAAAGCGUAGGAAAAAAUUGUGAGGAAGACAAUGUAACAAAAAAAGAGGGCGAUAUUAAUCAUCCAGAUAUUGAAAAUUCCAAUAUAAAUUUGGAGAAAAAUAAGUCAAACGAACUUAAACAAACAAAUAAUGAAGAUAAUAAAACCAUUAUGGUUAGUAUUGAAUUAAUAAAAAGGAUGCAAAAAAUUACUAAAAAAAUAGAUAUAGAAAAAUUAUCAUCGAAAAAAAAAAAAAAAAAAAUAUAUAUAUAUAAAGAUGAAGACGAAGCAUUUAAGAAUAACUUGUUAAAAAGUAAUUUGCCAGCAAAUUAUUUCAAUGCUUCAUCAAAAAAUAUAGAUAUUGAAAAAAGUAAUAAAAAAAUAAUGAGAAGAAGAUCAAAAAGAUUGGAUUUCCUGAAAAAUGGAAGUAAUAAUUUCAAAAAUGGAAAUAUACGAAAUAUUUAUGAGCAUGCAAGGUUAUUAUAUAAAAAUGAUACAAAAAAUCAUAAUACUAAUCAUUAUUAUAAUUAUAUGAGUCCUUAUGAUCGAUUAAAGAAAACAAAAACUAGUAUAUACAACGAUACAGACAAUGCACAACUAACAGACUUUUACGUUACCUCAGCAUCUAAUACAACUUUUAACAAAUUAAAUUAUAUGAAAAAAAAUUCAAAAAUAAAUCAUUUAAAUACUAUAAUUCAUAAUGAUGAAAUUAACUAUAAUAGAAUAAUGAGUAAUGAUUAUAGUCGAGGGUACAGUAACGAUCCAAGUGUGGUAUAUGGUGGAAUUCUCAAUUCGGGUAGUUUUAUACAAAGAAAAGGAAAUGAUAAAAUGGGAUACGGUAUUUUUGAAAAAAAAAUUAAAAAUAACUACAAAAUAGGAUUGUAUAAAUACAAUUUCAACAAUGUAAUGACAAAUUAUUUCCCUGAAUAUGUAGGGAACAUGGAAGACAAUUUAUAUCAUCUUUCCUCCCAAAUGAUAUCAAUUGAUAAAAAAUUAAAAAGAAAAAAAAAACAUAAUUUUUUUAAUAAAAAAAAAGUAAACAAAUUUAUAAAGGAUGAAAAGAUAAGAGAUUUAUUAAGAACUGCUCAAAACGAAGAAGAUUUACUUGAAGCUAUUACUUCUGCAGAGAAUGCAGGAUUGCAUUUCGAAGCUAAAUUAGGUAAUAAGAAAUUGAGCAAAUUAAAAGUCGAAGCCUAA
Plasmodium berghei ANKA is the source of this 1464-nucleotide messenger RNA. RefSeq names its product conserved Plasmodium protein, unknown function. The transcript has a single exon. The coding region runs from base 1 to 1464 and encodes 487 amino acids. NCBI's taxonomy places the organism in Eukaryota, Apicomplexa, Aconoidasida, Haemosporida, Plasmodiidae. The record is from RefSeq and is a predicted model, not a curated record.